AUGAGCUACCACAAUUCGCGAGGGCACUAUGGCGGUGGCGGUGGAGGAGCGUCACACCUGGCGGCCAUCUACGGCUCGGAACAAGACAAAGUGAACUGCUCGUUCUAUCUCAAGAUUGGAGCUUGUCGACACGGCGACCGCUGUUCUCGCAAGCACAUCAAGCCCCACUUCUCGCAGACCAUCGUCAUCCAGAACAUGUACCAGAACCCCAAUCACGGAAUGGAUGCGGGGGCAAAGUCUGUCGAUCAGCUUCAAGACGAAUUCGACCAAUUCUUUGAGGACGUCUACUGCGAGCUCGUCAAGUUUGGCCACUUGCUCGAGAUGCACGUCUGUGACAACGUGGGAGAUCACCUGAUUGGCAAUGUGUACGCUCGAUACGAUUUUGAAGACGAAGCGCAGACGGCAAUAGACACACUCAAUACCCGCUGGUUCGCAGGCCGACCCCUCUUUGCAGAACUAUCACCGGUCACCGACUUCAGAGAAGCGACCUGCAGACAAAACGAUCUCGGUAAUUGCGACAGAGGCGGUUUCUGCAAUUUCCACCACCUGCGCAAACCGAGAGCGGCACUCGUGAAGGAGUUGGACGCCCAGCAACGAGUAGAGAGGCGAGUGAACCCUUCGCAGCGAGAUAUCGAGCGAGCGGAGGAGAUGAAGAUGUUUGCUACUCAGACGGGGACAGUGCCCAGUGCACCCAAGGCAGCUACCAAUGGCGGCGACUAUGACAGACGACGAUCGGAUUACAAGCGAGAAGCUUCGCCCGAACGGAGACAUCGUGUAUACUGAUCCAACAACUGUUGCAUCCCAAUCCUUGCGUGGAUUGACAGCCUCAUGCAUUUUAUAUGAACGAAAGAAUGAAUUUAGUUCGUCAUCUCGGGCCUACAAGGCAGCGAGGACUGCCUUGGCGGUCGUCUUCUCCACGUUGGGAGCCUCGUCCUCGACAAAGACCUUUUCGAUGGUGUCGUCGUUGGUGAGGAGGACGUAGCGCUUUGCACGCUCGCCGCCGAGCAGACCUGUGGCAUCAAAGGUCAACCCGAGCGUGCGGGAGAAUGCGCCGGUGUCGUCGGCGAGGAAGUUGAGCUUGUCAGCUCUGUUCGCUCCUGCCUU
This is a messenger RNA of Mixia osmundae IAM 14324, 1104 nucleotides long. RefSeq lists its product as uncharacterized. Gene Ontology annotation, cellular component: spliceosomal complex; U2AF complex. Lineage: Eukaryota; Fungi; Basidiomycota; Mixiomycetes; Mixiales; Mixiaceae. The transcript has 2 exons. The record is from RefSeq and is a predicted model, not a curated record. Gene Ontology annotation, biological process: mRNA splicing, via spliceosome. The coding region runs from base 1 to 783 and encodes 260 amino acids. Gene Ontology annotation, molecular function: metal ion binding; pre-mRNA 3'-splice site binding.